Messenger RNA from Metschnikowia bicuspidata var. bicuspidata NRRL YB-4993, 1221 nucleotides. It is a transcript of the gene MSS51, whose product is annotated as Mss51p. Bases 1 to 1221 code for a protein of 406 amino acids. The record is from RefSeq and is a predicted model, not a curated record. Gene Ontology annotation, cellular component: extrinsic component of mitochondrial inner membrane. The transcript has a single exon. NCBI's taxonomy places the organism in Eukaryota, Fungi, Ascomycota, Pichiomycetes, Serinales, Metschnikowiaceae. Gene Ontology annotation, biological process: mitochondrial respiratory chain complex IV assembly.
AUGGCCACCCGAAGAAACAUUUCUUUCUUGAAGAAGUUGCUUCUGUUGGACAGCAAAGAAAAUGAGGAUGCCGAGCGGAACAUGUACUACUGGGAUGAGUCGCCGUUCGAGGACAUCCGCACGCGAGCAGCCUUUAUCCGUGCUAGGGCCAAGUGCCCCGUCACGCAGAAACCGGUGAACUUCGUGUGUCCCCACUCUGGAAUCCCCACACAUCAUGACCAGGCCGCCUGGGAGAAUGAUGUUGAGUACCAUGAGAAAAAAAAGUACGAGUUGUUGAAAAAAGUCAACCUUUACGAACACGACUUGCGCUCGGGCCGAAAGUUCAACGAGUUCAUCUUCCCCGGACCAGUGGAAAGAGACGUCAUGACCUCGUUGGCUUCGUGGGACUCUUUCUUCUACACGAGAGACUUUAAUCCGAUGAAUACCGAGUUCAACUUGGCCGCCGCCACGAAAGUGUUGACGUAUCCCACGACCAUUGCGUCUUUAUUGCAUAGAUUCACUCCGUAUGCAUUGGAGCCCAAGGUCCCUCUUACCUUGGAGGGCUUGCGUUCGAUGUCCGCCUUAAGAUACUCCUUGUAUUCGCCCUCGAAGAGCAAAGAUGCGGACGCCAUGUUCAAGGAUCGCGCCAUGCGUAUUUUCAUUGUGGGUGCCCGCAUGGAAGCCAUGCUUCCUGGGUACGUGUGGAAGCAAUUUGGAUACCUCUUUCCGGACACCAAGUUUGAGAUCCACUUGAUCGGGCCCCACUCGCAUUUCGAUAGCGAGUUGAAGCAAUUCACGGCCACCGACAAGCCACACGGCAGACCGCUUGUCACACAGUACGACGAGCAGAUCACUAUACACCACCACACGAAAUACUUCCAUGAGAUCUACAACACAGGAGAUCUCUUCCCGUUCGACCCUUAUUUAGACGUAUUCUUUGCCUUCCAUCCAGGUUUCAGAACGGCCGACGAGAUUCACUGGGACAAGUCCUUGAAGGGCUUGCUUGAGUCCAAAUGUGCAGUUUUUGUCACUGGUUAUCACGAAAAGGAUUUGAAGCGUGAGAUGAAGUGGCUUGUGGAGCACCCCUUGUACGAGGAGACUGACAUCUUGAUGAACCCAGGCGCGAACAUCUUUGGAUCCACAAAGUUGGACUUGGUCGACUCAAAUCCAACCGAAACAUUCCAGGCAAAUAGUGAGGUUUUCGCGUUCAGAGGUAAAAGAUACCAUGCGAUUAAGACUUAA